ACCGCAGUGUGCCUCGUGGUUGUUCCGGCACUUGUACCUCCAGUCCGUGCUACCUAAAGACGUCCAGUCCACGCUGCAUAUCGACACACUCACAGUCGCAGGUGCGUUUUCUAAUACUGUGCAGUACAGCCACUUUUUACCAUGGCGGAUUUUAAUGAAUUGGAGCACCACGAGAGCACUCGUUUGGAAGCCGCUGACAUUGGUGUGGUCGUCGCUUAUUUCGUCUGCGUCAUCAUUGUGGGCAUAUUUGCGAUGUGGAGAUCAAGCAAGGGCACCCUCAGUGGAUACUUCCUGGCUGGGCGUUCCAUGAACUGGAUACCGGUGGGCGCCUCCCUGUUUGUCAGUAACAUCGGAAGCGAGCAUUUCAUUGGCUUGGCCGGAUCUGGGGCCGCCCGUGGCAUCAGCGUUGGGGCCUGGGAAUUCAAUGCAAUCUUGCUGAUUCAGUUACUGUGUUGGAUCUUUGUGCCGGUGUACAUGGCGAGUAGUACUUAUACUAUGCCUGAAUAUCUCUCCAAGCGCUUUGGUGGGUCCCGGUUACGUGUGUAUUUCGCAGUUCUCUCCCUUGUUCUGUACAUCUUUACGAAGUGUUCGGUUGACUUGUACACAGGCGGCAUCUUCAUUCAACAGUCUUUGAAGUGGAACCUGUACCUGUGCAUAUUUAUACUGAUUGUUAUCACGGCUCUGUUGACCGUGUCAGGUGGACUGACAGCUGUCAUCUAUACAGAUACACUUCAGGCAUUCCUCAUGGUGGGAGGGGCUAUUGUCCUCAUGUGCUACGCAUUCGUUGAAGUGGGAGGCUUGGAGGGCUUGUAUAAAUAUUACCCGGGGGCUAUGGUUAAUGAGUCUUUACGAGUGGAAAAUCAAACAUGUUAUGCGACGGAUCCGGAAGCGUUCCGCAUGCUGCGCUCUGUGGAUGAUGACUACAUGCCCUGGUUGGGGUUCCUUAUCGGGCAAACCCCAGGCUCUAUCUGGUACUGGUGCACUGAUCAAGUGAUCGUGCAGCGGGCUUUGGCAGCGAAAGGCAUAUCUCACGCCAAGGCAGCUGGCCUUAUGGCGGGCUUCAUCAAAAUCCUGCCUCUCUUCCUGAUGGUAAUGCCUGGAAUGAUCAGUCGAAUUUUAUUCCCGAAUACGGUUGGUUGUGUGAACCCUGAUCUCUGUUACAAGAUCUGUGAAAGUCGCUCAGGAUGUACGAACAUCGCUUAUCCAAAACUCGUCCUGGGGCUGAUGCCUAUCGGAUUUCGAGGCUUGAUGAUGGCGGUGAUGAUCGCGGCACUGAUGAGUGAUCUGGAUUCCAUCUUUAACAGCGCCAGCACGCUCUUCACCAUUGAUUUGUGGAAGAAAUUUAGGACGAAGGCGUCUUCUGUAGAGCUCGUCAUUGUGGGCAGAAGGAGGAAAUUGGCAAUCAUGUUCACCUCGCCACGUGAUAAUCUGCCUCCGGGUUAUACCGGUGUGUCCUCGGAUACAGGGGACGUCGUAGCCGUUAUCCUGUAUUUCGUCACCAUCGUCGUGGUGUGGAUAUAUGCGACGUUCAGAGAAUACAAAGACCCUGCCAGCGGACAUAUUCUAGGGGGACGUUCCGUAAGAUGGAUGCAGAUUGGAGCUUCGCUGUUCGUCUGUAACAUUGGAAGUGAGCAGUUCUUUGGUCUGUCGCAAUCUGGGGCUGCAUUUGGGAUCUCCAUGGGCGCCCGAGAAUUCUCUGCUAUCUUGGUAAUACAGUUACUUUGCUGGAUCUUUGUUCCUGUGUACAUGGCAUGUGGUGUAAGCACAACCCCGGAAUAUCUCUCCAAGAGGUUUGGUGGGAAACGUUUGCGUGUGUUCUUUGCGAUUUCCUCCAUUGUUCUUUACAUAAUAACAAAGUUAUCGGUAGACCUUCACGUUGCGUCAUUGUUCCACCCGUUUGUGGCUCCUUCUGGCUGGCCUUAUUUCAUGACUUACAUCAUACUUGGAUUGAUCAAGCUGCUGGUUGGCGUGAGGCAGAUAGGAAAUCUGAAACCUAUCAGCAUCAUCGAUCCAUUUCAGUUUGUUGUGGCGUUGAUAGGGGGUGUAGUAGUGAUGAGUUAUGCUUUUUCCAAGGUUGGGGGACUGGAAGGCUUGUACAAAGAAUAUGCCAGAUCAACAGGAGUUCAAAUGGAGAGUUUCCGGUUGCUUCGUCCAGCUGACGAUUACUACAUGCCUUGGCUAGGUUUUCUCCUCGGACAAACACCGGGUUUUAUCUGGUACUGGUGUGCUGAUCAGGUCAUCGUACAACGGUUACUGGUAGCUAGGAGUCUCACUCAUGCCCAGGGGGCUGGUCUGAUGGCCGGUGUCCUAAAAGUCCUGCCCUUCUUCUUGAUGGUUCUGCCGGGAAUGAUCUCCCAAGUCUUGAACCCGGCCACGGGGUCGUCUUACGCCUACCCCCUUCUUCUCCUCUCGAUGCCUACAGGACUGCGUGGACUGAUGUUGGCCGUACUGCUGGUGUGUACUUUCAGUAAUAUAUCCUCUACUUUGGACACGCUCACCGCCAUAUUUGCUGUUGAUAUCUGGAAUGUAGUCAGAAAAGAUGCGAGUCCCUGGGAGCUUGACAGGGCAAAAAGGAUCUGUUUUGUGGUGGUGACCUUUAUGUCGGUAGGGUGGAUGGUAUUGGUUAGUUUAGCUGCAGGCGACCUGUUGACCUACAUUCAGACGAUGACCAACUAUUUGGCACCACCCUUUGCUGCAAUCUUUUUACUGGGCGUAUUUGUACCAAGAACCACAGAGAAGGGAGCGUUCUGGGCGUUAGUGUUGGGAAGUAUUACCGGCAGCAUCCGUUUAAUUCUCAGCAUGAUCUACAGUUACUUCGCCUACAACAGUGUGGCUGCUUAUAACUUGGUCAACAAUUUCCACUACAUGUACUUUGGUCUAUUCUCGUUCUUGCUGACUGCUGUCAUGGCUUUUGUCAUAAGCCUGUUGUCCAAUCCACCAGAGGGUCACCGCAUCGGACGUACCACCUUCUGGACAAGGAAGUCUCAGCAACAGGAUGAAUUGCAGCUCACAGACUUUGACGAAUUGGCGGAAAAUCAAUCCGCCCAUGUAGAUCGUGAUGAGGAGAAUGCUGACACGACUACGGCGAAUACUCACAGUCCAGGAACUGGAUUUGUACCUACAAAUGGAACUAAGCAGAGAGGGCCCAUUUCACCUCAACCAGCGGAGACACAAAGCUCAGAUAGUGAGCUGAUAUUUGUAGAAGAUAACAGCCACGGAGAAGACAUCCUACGCCUACAAUCAGAGUCAGGAAGCUCUGACAGUGAAUUGGUCUUUCUUGAAGGCAACAGCGACGGAGAAGCAAUCGUGCAUAAACCAGCUGACUCAGAUAACAUUGAUAGCAAGCUAAUCAUAGUGGGAGAGGACAAUCGUGGAGGGGCAAAAUCACGUCAUCUAACUGGAUCACAAAGCUCGAACACUGGUGUGAUAAUUACUGAUGAGGACAACCACGGAGACGCAAAACCAGGUCACUGGACACGUUCGCAAAGCUCGGACAAAGGUGUGUUAAUUACGGAUGAAGGCAACCACGGAGGAGCAAGACCACGUCAAUGGACACGUCCACAAAGCUCGGACAAAGGUGUGUUAAUUACGGAUGAAGGCAACCACGGAGGAGCAAAACCAGAUCAUUGGACACGUCCACAAAGCUCGGACAAAGGUGUGUUAAUUACGGAUGAAGGCAACCACGGAGGAGCAAAACCACGUCAUCGGACACGUCCACAAAGCUCGAACAAUGGUAUGACAAUUACGGAUGAAGAGGACCUAGAAGGGACAAAACCACGUCAUUGGACACGUCCACAAAGCUCGGACAAUGCUGUGAUAAGUAUGGGUGAAGACAGCCACCGAGAAGAAAUUCGACAGCAUCGAGUUGGCCUACCGAUGGGGAACACUGAUGUGCCAAUUACUGAGGAAUACAACUACAAAGUGAUAAGUGGACGUCAUCCAGAGAAUCCACAAAACUGGGCGACAGUCGAUAGCCACCAUGCAGGAAGGUCAGGUGACACCGAGAACAGUCAGUUUUCCAUGUUUUGUGAUUCUUGGAAGAAUUCACUGACAGAAAGGCAGGCUGGAGACUACAAGAAAACUCUUCGCAGAAGGGUGUCUAGAUUUUUCAAAAUGAGGUCACCGGAUGAGGUAAAACAGAGACAACUGGAACUUCACAUUCAGAAAAUUUCGGAGCUGAGACAGAACAAGAUGGCGGUAACUGGUCUUCGCGUGGGGUUGGUUUUUGUUGUGGUAACAGGAGUGUUUCUGUUUCUGUUCUGGUCGUUCUGGAGCCCUAGUUACGCGGUUCAACUCUGCGGAGAAAACUUCGUUUUGUGUCAGGAUAUUAUCAAAACAACGCAAUCGCCUUUAACAUAAAGAUCUGCUUUAUCGUACAUACUCUGACACUCCCAGUAUCCCUUAUAACAGGAUUGUGCUAAUUUUUAAACCUACAACAAACUGUUUGCUGCUUUCACACUUGUGGAUCUGAAUGGCGUUGUGUACAAGCCAAGAUAUUUUACAUUAUAGGAGUACCUAGAACGGUACAAAUGACAUAAGUUAUGGUCUUCUUAAUACAAGUUCUAGGGUUUAUUAAGCAUAAAUUAGAUAUAUGAAAUCAUGUAUUUGGUCGUUGUAUUAUGCCAUGGAUUGACUCUAUAAGUUAACACGCAACAUAUGGGCACAUCAAAGAUGGCGGUAACUUGACUGCAGGUAUUACAAACAACAUUAAUUAAUUGUCUUUCACGGGUCUAACGAGACUUGCAGACGUGUUAGGUCGUGCACAAGAAUACCUUACUUACAUGACUGUGGUUAGGUUCAUGAGUGUAGACAGCAGAGCAUACUACCGCCCUUCACCAUGUGUAUAUCUGACAAAACUCCAGACUUACAGCCGCAAUCGUUUCAGCAGUGUUGUAUUUUUAUUGUGAUGGGAGCAAUUGGUUUACCCAACUACCAAGAUACUCAUCCGUACUGAAUCCAUGCUUUUGGUUUAAGAACGUCAUUGUAUCACAGCCGCAAUCGUUCCAGCAGUGUUGGAUUUUUAUUGGGAUGGGAGCAAUUGGUUAACCCAACUAUCAAGAUACUCAUCCGUACUGAAUUCAUGCCUUUGGUUUAAGAACAUCAUUGUAUCAUCAUCAGCUUAAAAUAAAUCUAUUAGA
Messenger RNA from Liolophura sinensis, 5138 nucleotides. RefSeq lists its product as uncharacterized. The coding region runs from base 142 to 4359 and encodes 1405 amino acids. The transcript is spliced from 27 exons. Gene Ontology annotation, biological process: inositol metabolic process; transmembrane transport; myo-inositol transport. Gene Ontology annotation, molecular function: D-glucose:sodium symporter activity. The record is from RefSeq and is a predicted model, not a curated record. Gene Ontology annotation, cellular component: plasma membrane. NCBI's taxonomy places the organism in Eukaryota, Metazoa, Mollusca, Polyplacophora, Chitonida, Chitonidae.